Hibiscus syriacus is the source of this 1383-nucleotide messenger RNA. RefSeq names its product metal tolerance protein 9-like. NCBI's taxonomy places the organism in Eukaryota, Viridiplantae, Streptophyta, Magnoliopsida, Malvales, Malvaceae. The record is from RefSeq and is a predicted model, not a curated record. The coding region runs from base 142 to 1383 and encodes 413 amino acids. The transcript is spliced from 6 exons. Gene Ontology annotation, cellular component: membrane. Gene Ontology annotation, molecular function: monoatomic cation transmembrane transporter activity. Gene Ontology annotation, biological process: transmembrane transport; monoatomic cation transport.
ACUAAACCCUUUGUGCUUUCUGUAAGUGGAGCAGUUGAAUUUGAAUUUUGCUUUGAUAUCCCUACAACCGUAUGCGAAUUUUGUCCCUAUAAGACUGAUACUUGUUCCUUCCCUUCCAAGACAUCAGUUGUUGCAGUAAAAAUGGCAAACGGAGUAAAAUUUGCGAACAACCUUCGAACAGAUUCAUCGGACUACCGAGCAGAGCUUCUGUCACCGACUCCAGUAGGGGAGAAUCAUGUAACAAUGGCGAGCGAACAAUCUUGGCGACUCAACAUGGAUAAGUUCCACCUUCCAGAGACAAGUACGGAGUCUUCGUGUUUUCGCCUCGGAUAUUAUAUCAAGGCCUUCAGGAGACAAAGGAGACUUUCAGAGUAUUACAAGAGACAGGAAGUGCUUCUCAAAGGGUACAACGAAAUCGACACAUUUAAUGAAUUGGGAAUCCUGCCGGGGAGUUUGUCUGAGGAGGAAACGAGGCAGCUGGUUAGGAAUGAGAGGGUGGCGAUAUAUGCAUCGAAUGUGGCGAAUUUUGUGCUUUUCCUGGCAAAAGUUUAUGCAUCUGUUAUGAGUAGAUCAUUGGCAGUGAUAGCAUCAACCUUGGACUCUUUGCUGGAUCUCUUGUCAGGCUUUAUUUUGUGGUUUACUGCUUAUGCUAUGAGAAAACCAAACCAGUAUCGUUAUCCUAUUGGCAAAAACAGGAUGCAACCAGUUGGAAUUAUUGUUUUUGCAUCCGUAAUGACUACGCUUGGAUUGCAAAUACUGUUUGAAUCAGGUCGAGAACUGAUCAUCAAGGCACAACCUGAUAGGGAUCCUGUGAAAGAAAAAUGGAUGAUCGGGAUUAUGGUAUCAGUGACGGUAGUAAAACUAGUGCUCCUGAUAUAUUGUCGGAGAUUCGAUAACGAAAUCAUCAAGGCGUACGCGCAGGAUCAUUUCUUCGACGUUAUCACUAACUCGAUCGGUCUAGGCACUGCCGUUUUAGCCAUCAAAUUCUACUGGUGGAUUGAUCCUCUUGGGGCAAUUCUUAUAGCAUUGUACACAAUGGGGAAUUGGGCGAACACGGUGAUUGACAACGUAUGGGGCUUGAUCGGGACAACAGCGCCGCCGGAGUAUUUAGCGAAGCUGACAUACUUGAUUUGGAACCACCGUGAAGAGAUUAGACACAUCGAGACGGUUAGAGGCUACACCUUUGGUUCUCACUACUUCGUGGAGGUUCACAUAGUUUUGGCUGAGGACAUGUCCCUUUCACAAUCUCAUAAUAUCGGACAGUCUCUUAAAUACAAGCUCGAACAACUCCCCGAAGUGGAAAGAGCUUUCGUUCACAUCGAUGUCGAUAACGGCAUGCAUCCGCUGGAGAACAAACCCAAAAAGCCAUCGUCAUCACCAUGA